AGAAAGCAUGGAUUGUACCAUAGUAAACGCUGCCAACAAAAAGGACGUAUUUCCUGAUAUUAGGCUGUACAUGGAACUGAAGACUAGGCUUAGAAUAGCACAGUUUUAUCUUAUCUUUCCAGCUGAUACAUUCAACUGCAGAAAUAUGAAAGUAGACUUCUUCCAAGAUAAAAUUUGCAUCCAAACCAUGGAAAAUGAAAGCUCAGGUCCAUGUUAUGAAUUCUCUCUGGGCCCAGCCUAUGUACUUCCAGCCACAUGUAAUGGUCUCAGUCUCAGUGAACAUUCUGAGCUACACUGGAGGAUGCAGUUACUGACUGAUGGGGAUGGAGGCCUUGACCUUGACCCUGACCCUGACACUAACCUCACCAGUCAAGGUCAAAGCACAGCAGACCAAAUGGUUGAUGUAUUAAAGAGUAGUAGUGGGCCUUGCUGCUGUUCUAUGUGUGGAGAGAAACUUUUACAAAAAAUGAAAUUCCACCGUGUCUUGCCGUUACCUUCAGAGGGGUGGGCUGAUUUUGCUGACAGCUGGUUCUGCCAUACCCAUACACAUGAACAUGGUGCUAGUAACAGUUGUCAUGGCAAUGGGACUGAAAGCAAUAAACUUGGCGACAGCCCUAGUGAAAAUGAUAAUGCCAGUAAAUGCCAAACUGAUGACAUUCACCAUGGGAACAAACACCAUGGCAACAAAGAAGCAAUUGAUCUGUUGAAAAAGGCACCUUUUUGCCCUAAAGAAGAUGAUUGUUUUGUUGGUGAUACAUAUUGUCUGAUACACCCGUGUCAGAUCAGCAGAGAGACAGUGGAGAGGAAGAAUCAAAGCAAUUUGUUGAAUUGUCGAAGAUGUCACAACCAAAUUGGAGAGAUGAUGGGAACUCAUCUGGAUGAUCAUUUAGCUGUUAAAGUAUUUUUACAUGCAGUCUCAUUGAAACCACAUGGAAAUAAGCCAGAGAGAGUCAAGUCAACAGAGGUGUCCCUGACACAGUACAUGUUAAAUCUAUCAAACAGGUAUACCAGCUUCAGGUUUAUCAUAGAACACAGGCAGCCAGCAGAUAAACCAAAGCCAUACUUACUGUUUUGGAUCCUUGACCAGUGUGCCCAGGUGGCUCUGUCCUCAAUAGGUGGCAGCAGGUCACAGAAGGUCAAAGUUCACCCAGAUCUCAUGGUGAAAGUGCUUUACCAGUACUGUGGAGACAAACCGACCAACAGCACAGUUAGUACUUGGCUACAAGAUAACACAGUGCAGUGUGUAGAUCUUCCCAAGUCCAGCUGCUUUUCACUGUUUUCAUCUCUUGUUAGCAGUACCAAGAUCUUGCCUCAGUCUCUAAGGAUGGCCAAUGAUUUUUAUGUUGGAUAUUUGAAAAGGUGAAAAACCUUGGGAUUGUGUUGGCAAUUUUUCUGUAACCAGAGGGAUUCAAGUGGCGCCAUUAAAGUAACAAAACAUAGCCCAAAGACUUGUUGUAAAAGAAUGUCAUUUUAUGACAAACAUUAAUAAAACUGUUUUUGUAGUUUAUAAAAAGUACUCAUUUAAUUAUGUGGGAACAGUUCUUGCUGUUGUACCACUCGAUUAAUAUAUUUUAUUUAUUUAUUUUUUAAGAAAGAUUUUGUAAUAUUCUAGUCAGUCACAAAACUCUGUAUGUUACAUAUAAGUAGCUUUAUUAAUAAGGACAUAUACACAUAUAGUGGCAAGACAAACUUUGCAGUUUGAAUACAAUAAACAUACAUAACAAAAAAA
Molecule: messenger RNA, 1729 nt
Organism: Lingula anatina
Lineage: Eukaryota; Metazoa; Brachiopoda; Lingulata; Lingulida; Lingulidae
Product: E3 ubiquitin-protein ligase E3D
Biological process (GO): protein polyubiquitination; protein monoubiquitination; protein autoubiquitination
Cellular component (GO): ubiquitin ligase complex; nucleus; cytosol
Molecular function (GO): ubiquitin protein ligase activity; cyclin binding; ubiquitin conjugating enzyme binding
Source: RefSeq, a predicted model, not a curated record